Molecule: messenger RNA, 669 nt
Organism: Aspergillus aculeatinus CBS 121060
Lineage: Eukaryota; Fungi; Ascomycota; Eurotiomycetes; Eurotiales; Aspergillaceae
Product: putative fatty acid repression mutant protein
Exons: 4
Coding region: 58-669 (203 amino acids)
Biological process (GO): cellular response to oxidative stress
Source: RefSeq, a predicted model, not a curated record
CUGCUACCAGUCAUUAUUUUAUCUCAUCACUCUAUCCGGGCACCAUUCCACUACAUCAUGCACAAUCUCGCGACUGCCGUGAGCGACGGCUUCAGAGGCCGUCGAACGAUCUAUGCUCUUACCAACGAAUCCACAAUCUCGGAUGAGAGAUUAGAAGAACUGAUCAACGAGGUGGUCCUACACACCCCUAGUGCCUUCAACAGCCAGGCAACACGCCUCGUGGUUCUACUCAAAGAUGAGCAUCGGAAGCUAUGGGACCUGGCAGCAGAAGUGGCCGCCUCGACAGUGAGCCCGGAGUUGUUUGAUAAGCUCUACAAGCCACGGAUUGCCAUUUACCGUGCUGGAUACGGGACUGUAUUAUUCUACGAAGACCCGGUGCCUCUGAAACGCCUCGAGGAAAAAUGGCCUAUGCUCAGGGAUAAAUUCCCACAAUGGUCCGAGCAUUCCAAUGGCAUGCAUCAAUUUGCACUUUGGGCCCUCCUGGAGGCAGAAGGGCUGGGAUGUAAUCUUCAACAUUAUAGUCCCAUGCUGGAUGCUCCCAUUACUGAGCAUUGGAAAGUCCCUGGAAGCUGGAGUCUCAAGGCUCAGUUGGUUUUCGGGAAGCCAACCGGUUCCCCGGUGGAGAAGACCUUUGAGCCUCUAGGCCAGAGAGUAUUUUUCCACGGGUAG